This is a messenger RNA of Baudoinia panamericana UAMH 10762, 544 nucleotides long. RefSeq lists its product as uncharacterized. NCBI's taxonomy places the organism in Eukaryota, Fungi, Ascomycota, Dothideomycetes, Mycosphaerellales, Teratosphaeriaceae. The transcript is spliced from 2 exons. The record is from RefSeq and is a predicted model, not a curated record. The coding region runs from base 38 to 355 and encodes 105 amino acids.
UCUCAGCACCUAGCGGCUGCUUGCGGACUCGAAGUUUAUGAUGCGCAGGUUCAGGUAUCGCAGCGCCUUUGUCGUCAGGGCGACGGAUCCGAUCAUGGUCAGACUCGGCACCCGCAUGUGUUGCAACCCGAUGUGCGCUACAUGGAAAGUUGGCGAGGCUGAACACCGUGCCCAUCUCGAUGGAGGUCUCCCUUUGCUUGCGUACGCUGCAACCUUCGAAGCCGAUAAUGACUUCGAAAUGCGGCCAACCAUCAUGGAAGUAAGUUGGUCGAAGAGUUGGGGCCUACUGGAUCUCCAAAGAACGAACACUCUUCCAGGACGUUGUCUUGAGGAAGCUGAAUUUCUGCGCCAAUAGUUUCGGUGUGAUGUCGUCCAAUCCUAUAGCAUAGUCUGUGGCUCCUCGUGACUGAGUGACGACCUUUGCCACCUUUCGUUCGUCUUUUCGUUGCUUUGGGAUAUGGUUCUCGCUCCGUGCUAGCUGAAGUUGUUCAAGUCGGGAGUUCUAUGGCUAGCUAGCUGGGGGACGGGAUCCAGUAUGGUCAAG